AUGGCGGAUUUCCAAAUGGCAACACAGGUUACCCGUGGAACAACAAUGGAGGGGUGCAAGGCAAUAACGGAGGCUUUCCCAAUAACAAUCAAUGGUGGAUUCUCAGGAACAGGACGUCCCUUCCCUGGCAGCAGUGGAGGAUUUUCGGGAAGCAACGGAGGAUUCCAAGGGGGCAACCAACUGGUUCCAGGAAACAAUGGUGGUUUCCCGGGAAGCACUGGCGGCAAUGGCGGUUUCCAAGGUGGAAAUGGUGGAUUUCAAGGCGGCAGUGGGGGAAGUUUUGGAAACAACGGCCGUUUUCCCAGCGGAGGGCAGCAAGGAUUCAAUGGAGGUUUCCCAGUGAAUCAGGGAGGAAACCAGGUCUCAAGUGGCGGUUUUCCCGGAAGUAAUGGCUUCCAAGGACCUACGUACCCAUCGAAUGGAAACUCAUUUUCUGGAUCUGGCAAUGGAUUUUCGCCUAAUACCGGCUUCCAGAAUGGACAGAACCCAAAGAGGCCUAUCUUUGGUCAAGCAAGCAACUUCCAGCAGGACAGCCGUUCUCGAUUCUGA
This is a messenger RNA of Ostertagia ostertagi, 549 nucleotides long. The record is from the annotation of a GenBank genome assembly. Lineage: Eukaryota; Metazoa; Nematoda; Chromadorea; Rhabditida; Trichostrongylidae.